CAGUUUGCAUUUCACAACUAGAAUAUCAUAUAGAUUUGCAGAACAAUGUGAUAAUGAAAUAAUAACUGCAGCUCUAAUAGUAGCAAAAAGAGUUGCAACAGUAACAACUACUCAUCAAUAA
This is a messenger RNA of Funneliformis mosseae, 121 nucleotides long. Lineage: Eukaryota; Fungi; Glomeromycota; Glomeromycetes; Glomerales; Glomeraceae. The record is from the annotation of a GenBank genome assembly.